Messenger RNA from Ogataea philodendri, 2907 nucleotides. RefSeq lists its product as uncharacterized. Gene Ontology annotation, cellular component: cytoplasm. The transcript has a single exon. The record is from RefSeq and is a predicted model, not a curated record. Lineage: Eukaryota; Fungi; Ascomycota; Pichiomycetes; Pichiales; Pichiaceae. The coding region runs from base 1 to 2907 and encodes 968 amino acids. Gene Ontology annotation, molecular function: ATP binding; ATP-dependent chromatin remodeler activity.
AUGUUUUCUCACGAUGGGGAAGUCAUCCAAAUAGAGGGCGACUCUUCGCCGUUGCACGAGGACCUGUUUGGGUCGGCCUCGUCAGACACCAGCACGGAGUCCCCGCAAGUUUCGCCCGAAAUGCCUGCCCAGGUCAGAUUCUAUACCCCGUUCGAUAGUGCCAAUGGCGUAAAGGACUCGAACGUGAAAAGCGAGUCUCAGGCGCCAGAUAAACGUCGCAAGCUCGACCAGCUAGUCAAAGAGGGUCCCUCGGACGUGAUCGAUCUGACUUCCGACGUGGAGGACGAAAUCAAAGAUGAAAAUCACGAUAGUGAACAGUCCGAUGACGAAGUCAUUUUUGUCGGUUCCACCACCAUCUCGCAUCCAGAACCUGUUCAACCACAUCAGGCCAGUCCUCCCGUGGACAGAGACCAUAUUCGUGACUCACUGGUGAAGGGAAGAGAACAUCUGACAAAACUGAACGAGGUUGUCAAAUCAUUGAUCGAACGACGCACCUCUCUUAUCAAGUUCACCUCUGGUGGUAUUGGUAAACUGUCAGAACAGGUUCUUGCCAGCUAUCAUAUGAAGAUCAGCAAUAUAAACAACAAGAUAAACGACUACUUCAAACGGAUCCGAGAAACAACGUCCAAAAUCAACCUAUUAGCAAAUUACGAGCACACGCAGCAAUCACAACAUUUCCAGCCAUCGCAGGCAUUGGGACCCGCCCAGUCGAUGUACCAAUUCGGUGAGAAUAGCAUGAACCGUCUCUCGAACUUGUACGCUUUCAAUCCGUACAUGCAACGCUACAACGACAAUUCCGAAGCUGACAAUAUCAAAGAUCUUUUGGAUAAUAUUCGGCCCGACGAAGAGUUUGAGGAUGGAAUAGAGAAAACCCCGGAACAGCUCAGUAUCGGGCUGCUGAAACAUCAGCGAAUCGGGUUGAAAUGGAUGCUCAGCAUGGAAGACUCGAAAAAUAAAGGAGGAAUCCUUGCUGACGAUAUGGGACUCGGUAAAACAGUCCAGGCAAUUGCACUGAUGGUGGCCAAUAGUGCGCAAAGUGGCUCCUGUAAUACUAAUCUGGUGGUGGCUCCAGUUUCGCUUUUACAACAGUGGGGCCAAGAGUUGGAGUUCAAGUUGAAGAAAGAGCAUCAAUUGAACUACUACAUCUACCACCAAAAUAACAGACUCACGAGGUUCAAAGACAUGUCCAAGUUUGAUGUUGUUUUGGUGUCGUACAACACUUUGACGUCGGAAAUGAAGAAACAUUACAAGGAAGCUCUUGAGGAUCUGAAAAACAAAAAGAAGUCUACUUUGCCUGAACGCGGCGACGGUGGAUUGGAGUAUGAGUCGCCUUUUUAUACUCCAGACGCCGUUUUUCGACGUAUAUUCCUGGACGAGGCCCAGUCGAUCAAAAACAAGCUUACACAGGGAUCCAAGGCCGUUGCUUUACUCAAGGCUGAAUAUAGGUGGUGUCUUUCGGGAACUCCUAUCCAGAACAACAUUGACGAGCUGUUUCCGAUAUUGAGGUUUUUGGAGAUCAAGCCAUACUGCGACGAGAAACUGUUCAAAGAGCGUAUUUCCAAUCCGCUGGGAGGCAAUUACGGUAACGAAAGCCGCGCUUUGCGGACGGUGCAGGCGCUGCUUUCUGCUAUUCUUCUUCGUCGGACCAAGAGUUCGCUUAUUGACGGAAAACCUAUUUUGCAGCUUCCGGAAAAACACGUUGUGGUGGACCAUGUUGAAAUGAAGGCAGACGACCGUGAAUUUUACCUUGCCUUGGAAGCCAAGUCUGCGCGUACUGCAAACCAGAUUCUGAACACAGAGGCAGAAAGCGGUGGUGGUAAGGGUCAAUACAGCGAGAUAUUGACACUGUUGCUACGUUUAAGACAAGCGUGUGACCACAGGUUUUUGGUGCAGAUCGGACAGGAUAAAGAGCGAGAAUUCAAGGCUGAUCAGAUCAAGAACGGGUUCAAAGCGGCCAGAAAGUUUACACCCGAACAGUGUGAGCAGAUAAAUGAAGAGCGCGGGAACGGGUUCACGUGUCAGAUGUGUUUUGAGGUGAUUGAAGCAGACAUGAAUGUGAUUCUUCUGGGUAAUUGCGGUCAUUCUGUGUGCAAAGACUGUGUGGAGCAAUUUUUUGAGGACAACCAGGAAACCGUUUGGAACGGCGACCGGUCUGCGCGGUGCAAGACGUGCGAGAAGGCCAGCAGCGAGAGUUUGUGUGUUGAGUUGCCUGUUUUCGAUGCUGUUUGCAACAAGCAGCAAGAUUGGAAGCAGGUUCAACGACAAUUCAACAUCCAGAAUCAGACUUUGAACUCUGUGCAAAGGGCGGCGAAAGUCAAGGAGCUAAUUGAGAGCGAAGGCGGCGGACUGGUUAUAUCUGCCAAGAUCGAGCGUUGUUUGUCGCUGAUCAACGAUAUUCUCAUCAACAAGCCAGGAGAAAAGAUCAUUAUCUUUUCGCAGUUCAUGGUGCUGUUUGACAUUUUGGAGUUGUUUCUACAAGAACAAGGGAUUGAGUUUCUACGGUACGACGGGUCUAUGAACGUGGAGGCGAAAAGCGCGAGCGUGGCGACGUUUUACCAAAACGAUGCAAAACGAGUGAUGCUGCUUUCGCUAAAAGCAGGAAAUGUCGGACUUACGCUUACGUGUGCGUCACACGUUAUCAUUUUGGAACCGUUUUGGAAUCCGUUUGUGGAAAGGCAAGCACAGGAUAGAGUGCACCGGAUUUCGCAAGAAAGGGAAGUGUACGUGCACCGGAUAUUAAUCCGGGGAACUGUGGAGGACAGGAUCAUGGAUUUGCAGGCGGAAAAAGAGAAGCUUGUGGACAGUGCCUUGGACCCUUCGGCACGCAAGACGGUCAACAGACUGAGUCGUGUGGAGCUCGGGUUCUUAUUUGGCUUGAAUGGACUCAGCACGUUGGAAAAUGAGUAG